CCUCAGGAGUUGGUAACUCGGUAUAUAUAUAGCAAAUUACAAGGAUAAAGAUAAGGAUAACUUCGAGAUACAAAUCAAUCCUAUCCUAGCUAAUGGAGUACUAUCUCUAGUUAGAACUUAACAAUAUACUACAUAAGAGUACGUAGGGUGAAAUCCAUGGCAACGCAACUACUCAGAUAGCUACGCAAGUACACCUACGCAGAUAGCUAAAACACCGGAGGCGAUGUACGGCUGGUCUGGCAUCCCAGCGGCGGUGAAGGUGGAGAAGGAGAACGAAUGGAAGACGCCGGCGACUUGGGAAUGGAAGGCGCCGGCGACCAGGGUGGCCGGGGAAUACGUCACGCUGAAGGUGCAGGGCACCGACGGCCGCGCCGUCUACCGCACCAUGCUGCGGACGGAGGAGCUGCAGGGACUGAUGGACUUCUACUACGACCGCUCGCAUGGCCGGGUGCAGCGCGGCACGGGCCGGUUUCUGUUCGACGGCCGCCGGCUGCGCGGCUGGCAGACGCCGGCGGAGCUCCAGAUGGAGGACGGCGACGAGGUCAAUUUCUUCGAGGAGUUGAUCGGUGGCGCCGCCGGAUCUGGAUGGGAUCCCCCAUCGUCGAUCCUCGCGUAGCUUGUUCCUGGUAGUUAUGGAUUUAGUCUUUUAGAUAUGAACACUGCUACACAUACUAUUUUUUUCUUACUAAAUCUUUACUAACAAUCAUCUCAACCGUUUAAUUUAGAUAGAUAGAAGUUAUAAAAAAUCUAGAUACACUUACUGGUGGAGAAACCAUCUUUGAUCGGUCGACCAAAUUCCACAAUAGUCUCGGUUCUAUUUAAAACCGGGACUAAAAACGAUUUUUUAGUCCCGGUUAAAAAAAGUCUCGGUUCCAUUUAAAAUCGGGACCCGGUUAAAAAAGUUUUGAUCUUUAGGCCCUAAAGAUAAUUUUUAGUCCCGGUUUAUCCCCUGUCAGGGGGCCGAUGAUAUUUAGUCCCGGUUCAUAAUACCAACCGGGACUAAAGAUUACCACUUUAGUCUACAUCCUAGUUGCUAGUACCAACCGGAAGUGGGAGUAAAAUUCGCAACCACUUCCUCACCCACAGAUCGAUCCUUCCCUCUUCUCCUCCUCCCCCCUCUCCUAUCUUACACAGAUCCUCCCCUUUCUCCUUCCCCUCCCCUUCCUCCUCCCUCACCUGGAGAUAGAUCUUACACAGAUCCUCCCAUUCCUCCUUCCUUCCCCUCCCCUUCCUCUUCCCUCACCUGGAGAUGGAGAAGGCCGCGCCGCGCGGACGCGGUAGACGGACGCGCAGUGUGCGGCGCAGACGUGUGUUGCAGGGGAAGCACAUGCGCGCAGUAGUAAUGGUAGCGGUAGCCGGCAGUAGUGGGAUUGAUAUUUCGUGAUUGAUUUCUUGAGUAGUAGCAGUAGUAGCGGUUGUGGGAUUGUUGCAAGGGAAGCACAUGCGCGCAGUAGUAACGGUAGCAGCAGCCAGCAGUAGUGGGAUUGAUAUUUUGUGAUUGAUUUCUUGAGAAGUAGCAGUAGUAGCGGUUGUGGGAUUGAUUUCUUGAGUAGUAGGAUUGAUUUCUUGAGUGGUUGUGGGAUUGAUUUCUUGAGUAGUAGCACUAGUAGCGGCAUCCGGCAGCUUGUUUUCUCUCUCUUUAUAUUUUUUUGAUAUUUUGUGAUUCACUAAGAUGUAUAAUUUUGUGAUUCAUUGUAUAGAUUUAAGAUGUAUAAUCUGUGUUGUA
This is a messenger RNA of Oryza sativa Japonica Group (Japanese rice), 1726 nucleotides long. Its product is annotated as small ubiquitin-related modifier 1. The record is from RefSeq and is a predicted model, not a curated record. Gene Ontology annotation, molecular function: ubiquitin-like protein ligase binding; protein tag activity. Gene Ontology annotation, biological process: protein sumoylation. Gene Ontology annotation, cellular component: nucleus. NCBI's taxonomy places the organism in Eukaryota, Viridiplantae, Streptophyta, Magnoliopsida, Poales, Poaceae.